UUUACUUCCCCGACGCGGCUGGUUGGCGUUCUCCCCGUUUUGGAAUUGCGGCAACCGAUUCGCCUCUUUUUUACACGCUUUUUGCGUUCAAAUUCCUGUGAUCUUGUUCGAUUCCGUGUGCCUUCGGUAUUCCUCCCUUCUAAAUUGGAACGGCUCCAUUUUGAUACCCCGCUCCGCGAAUAUCGGCCUGAAUUCAUCUUUUGAUUGCUGAUUCGACAUGCAGCCUCAAUCUGAUUUGUCUCCCCUUGAUCCGGGACUCGAUCUAUCUUCUGUUCGAUUAAAGGACUUUGCUCAACUCGGGCAGGAACAGAACGAUACAUCAGGUGCAAGUACAAGAAGGCAUCUUUCCACAGCGAGUCAGAACAGACCUACUACAAGAGACCUUCUUCGUCCAUCCUCUCCUCAAUCUAAUCCACCACGCUUUCGACUUGCCAGAACUGUGACGAAUAAAUUGUUUCGUCGAAACAGUCAUCAAAGUGAAGACCUUGGUUUAAAAAGGUCUAGAUCAAAUCCUAACGGCCAAAUUCCAGCGUACGUCCGAACGGCUCAAUCUGGACCUAACAGGACAUUCUCGGAAUCAAAUCACUUUGUUCCUCGACAAACAUCAUCUCAGCAGCAGUGGUUCAACCAUUUUGGCUCUGAAGCGGAUCUUGAAACGCCACGAGCACUUGCAACUCCAAGAGCAAAUGUACAGUCUCGUUGGCCAACCUCGUAUCCAUAUUUUCAUUCUCAGCCAAACGAUACCGUUCGACCAACAAACACUGGAAAUUUGAUUGACGGUGAUCGUCCAUACAUAAGUGAAGCAACAAGCACAACCUCUUUUCCUCGUACGGAUUCAAGCUUUGCUCAUUCCAGAAACGACUUUGGCGGAUCUGACAGCCUUCAACACUUGGAACACCUUUUUCAAUCUGAAGAUAGACCGACCGGACCGGAUUAUUUCUCCAUUCCUACAGAUAGUGAAUCUGGCAGAGCAAGGGAUUCCAGAGAUCAUCUCAGUCAAGAUUCAUCAAAGAAUAGUAUAAACUCUCGCGAUACGCUCAGUAGUAACUCGCCUGAUCGUAAUAACCGACCGAUUCCGACUUUCGCCCGAGAUUCAAGCAGAUUAUCACCAGAAGACGUUCUUCAAUCACAAUUUGUUGGGCAGGGUGAAGUGAACACACGCGAAAGUUACAAAAGAAGUCGAUCUCUCAACGACCUUCGUACUAAUUACAAAAGUACCGCAUCAGGCCCAAAAGAAUCUCGUCAUCCUUACGCUGUUCUGAGCUCAUCACAACUUCGAAGGAUCAACAGUGAUACUACACAUCGAUCUCGCCAGCGUGUUAAACCAGACAUUGCCUUUUUCGGUGACAAAGUAGAACCUCUGGUCUUGCGUUUAUCAGCAUUUGAAGCGAAUCGUCUGGUUGGACUCAUCACAUCAGCCAGCAAUUCAAACCAAAGUGCUGGAGAAGAAGCGCAAAGGGAAGAGCCUAUUGUGAGUUUCUCAAUCCUGAAACCACUUUCAACAACAACACCAACAAAAGAUCCCGACAUGGCAAUCGGAGAAAAGAGCGGCAACGGUAUCUCUACCGGCGGCGGCUGGAGAAGCAGAUUUGGUGGUGGAAGUACGCUCACUAAACAGCGUCAAGCAAAUGGUUCUCAAAAUGACGAAGGAUCGAAGGAGGGCAACCUUUUAAAUCGAUUCAUGUUGGACAAGAAACCAAGCGCAGAGAAUUUGCGAAUGCAAUCUAGCGCAUCUGGAUCACGCAAUGAAAUGGCCCAUAUUGAAUCGCAAGAGAACCAAGUAGAACGGGAAAUGGCUGCUCAACAUAUUGCCAGACAACAAAGAACAGCAAAUGAUGCACGAUUGGCAAACAUGAUUCCGCUUUUGGAUGGUAUUACACCACAAGCUACCGCACAUCCAUCAGGCCUUCCAACUUCUUCGCCGCACUAUCGAAUUGAUGAAUAUCGUAAAGCAACAAAAACUGCUCCCGUUCAGACAAAAAGCAAAGCUGAUCGUAUGAUGGGCGGACAGGUGAGCAAUGACGAAAAGCACUCGCUCAACACCGACACACAGUACGAGACUCGAUCUCGUUCGAAUUCCGACGUAGGCCCUGAAGAAGUGACGUGUCCAGUUUGUUUGGAGUUGCUUUCUUUCCGCUUGGCAGGCGAAAAGGCACAUGUCGUUCCUCUAUGUGGACAUGCUCUCCAUCAUGCUUGCUUCACUGCUGUGUAUGGAUCUGUUGAAUCCGUCCUCAAAGCCCAAUCGUCAAAAGGCAAUAAGCAUAGUCCACCUGGAAUGUGCGGUGUUUGCAGAAGAUUAAUCGUAUUGGGAGAAGAUCGCGGCGAUCACAGAAGAGUCGGCAAAGCUGCUGGAAUGAUGGGAGUCGGAAGUGUUGAUUCAAAUUCCAUUCAUAGCGAACAUGAUCGUUCUAUUGUAUCGACGAAUGUUUCAGAUGAUCCUUUAGAAGUCAAUGGCCUUCAAUCGAGCAAUAGAGCAGACGUUGCUCAUCAUUCAUUGGAUAUUUCAAGGCACAAUGUUGGUGCAAUCGAUGAAGGCAGAAAUGUCCAUCGUAAUCGUUUCAUGCUUUUGCCUUCCGUCAAAGUUCGACCUGAAUUUGAGACCGUUUAUCGUAAAGAUCGAAAGGAGGGCGGAGGACGUCAAAAUCUGGUUUGCGUUGUUACUGUUGGUAUUCCGUCAAGGAGGCAAUCUGAACAGGUUGAUGAAGAUGAAUUGCACUAUAAGCACAAAUCGGAACAAUUCCGUCCUGACUUGAAAAGUUCACGGACUGACAAAGGCAAGUCCAGAAUGCUUGACAAUCGUGAUAGCUAUAGCGAUUUAAAUGAAGAUCUUGAGCAAACACAAAACGGCUAUGAUGACGAAGAUGAUGAUGAUCCAAAGAAUUCGUUCAACAAAUUUGUCAAGAAUUCGCAUCUUCAUAUGCUUGUGCCAAACAGUGCAAACUCUUCUCGUGAACAGCAAGAUCUUCCAGAGCAAGACGCUCAAGGCGAGGCAGAAGAGGAACAAGAAGAUGAAGACGAAGGCUUCUCGUUCAGUGCGACACCGGCUGCUCAGCAUCAUGAAUUGGACAGUGUGGUUGAAGAUCUUCGCAAUAGGAUUAUCGACUGGAAAGGACAUAGUGUUGAACGAUUUGGAGCUUUGUCCUUGUACAACUUCUUGGGUGUUCGUCAAGAUUCAAUCAUUCGUAACUUUUACGUAUACCUGUUCAGAGAUGCUCUCUUGUGCGUCAACGAGGAAAAGAAGAAGGAGAAAGGGCUUGCAAGACUUAUCUAUGCAGAUCGAUCGGAUGACUCUGGCUCACCACUCGGUUCCAUAAAUCGUAAAAGUCGUGCUCCACUGAAGCUCAAGGGUCGCAUCUGGCUCAGACACAUCAAAAGCUGUCAAAAUACGGAGAUUGACAAUAUGCCUUGUUUGAGCAUUCGGUUGGAUGAUGAUGCUUUGGAUAACUUUAUCCUCAGUUUCAAAGAUCGUGCUUUACGUGAAAAGUGGCGUGUCAAGUUGAAUGAACUUUUGGCGGAGAAUCAAUCUCGAACCAAAAAGACGGAAGUGUUGAAUGUUCGAAAUCAAAACACGAACGGAGGACAAAAUCAAGGCAAGAGCAGAAAGUCACCCGAGUCGCCUGCUCUUCAAUCUGCACAAGGGGAUGCAUCUUUAUCGAGUAUGGCUACUCGUAAUACUUCGAAUGACGUCUCCCUUGCUUCUUCACAUACAAGUGCACAAUCACAAUCUCCCCAUACGGAUCGCCAUUUCAGUCCCCAUCAAAACAACAACAUGCAAUCAAUGUUGACAGGAAUGCCAAGUCAUCAACAAUGGUCAGCUUCGGGAGGAUUGGAUCCGAACCGUUCUGUGCCGGAAUUGCUACCACAUACGCCUAUUGAUUUGGUUAUCAUGGUUUCUGUUCCAAGUGUUACCGGUCAACCCUCUGUCUCUUCGUCUACUCUGUCUUCUUCGGCUGCUCUCAAAGUACGCUUGAUUCGAUCCACUCUGGACUUUGUGAUCAAUAAUAUGGGACCAAGAGAUCGGAUUGCUAUCGUGGCUUAUCAUGUUGGCGUUGAAGGUGCAGUUCGAAGGACUGCUCUGCUCAACACGUCCAAAAAGAGCAGCGUUGAAAAGCUUGAACAGUUUGUUGAUUCGAUCGGCAAGCCAUGGGAAGGUCCAGGCACAGAUCCAUUCAAGGAAGACAUUGAACGCUUGGGUGGCAACAGUGAUCGAACAGAUACAGUGACAGCAGUCAAUGUUGGUUUUGAUAUCAUUCUACAACGCAAGAGCAAGAAUCCCAUCACGGGAAUGUUGCUCAUCAAUGAUACGGCUGAUGCACCCAAACGCGGACAAAUGGACUUGGUGAUGGCAAGAGCGGAAGCAGCAAACGUGCCAGUUCAUUGUUUCGGAUUCGGUAAGAGUCACGAUCCAUCUUCACUUUGGCUCAUUUCCAAUCACACUCAUGGUUCCUACACGUUUGUACGUGAAUGGUAUCAAUUGCGAGAAUGUGUAGCAGGAUGCAUUGGGGCAUUGAUGUCGAUCGCUUUGACGGAUGUACGAUUGCACAUCUCUGUUCCGUCUGAUAAUCAUUUCCGAGUUCGUAAAGUGACCGGUAUCACUGGAUCAAUAAUCUCAACCAAUGGAAAAGAUGUCGAUCUCGAUUUGGGAGAGAUGCGAUUUGGUGAAUUGCGAGAAUUAUUCUUUGAAUUGGAAUUUGACUUUUCUGGAUAUGCGAUGCAAUACAAUCUCUCACAAAGGCAUCAAAAUGUUGCAAUUCAUCAUCCAUACGAAAAAGGUAGCGCAACAGAUGAUUUCAUGAUGCGUUUAGGAUUGAACGGAUUGAGUAUCACCGGUCAAGAUCGAGAGCAAUCCAAUCAUCAAAGCUCAACAAGCGAUGGAAACAGUCAAAAGAGUGGUGACUUUGACGGACACUUUGUGGAUGAGGUUGCAGUUUUGGAAGUUCAAUGUGGAUGCAGAGAUCCGAGCAUAGGAAUGGGUGCAAGUAGGUUACCCGAUCCCUGUGUUUUGACGAUCGAGAUUGAUUCUUCUACCAACGAUCCUUCUGCGGAUGGUAAUGGAGCAGGCGGAGCGGCGACAGCUUUGGCCGAUCCUGUAGUGACGAGAAGAAGGUUGGAGAUUCUGGUCUCUGAUAUGAUUACACGUUGCCUUUUGCUUGUCUCUAGACGCAAUCAAUCUCAAGCUUUAACAAUUCUCAUGGAAACACGCAAGAUUGUUGAUACUGUCUUGCAAGCAAUCCCCCUCACGGAUGGCAAUCUAGGUAAUGGGCAAACAAAAUCAUCAAUGUAUCCUAAACGCAGAUCCAGUCUAGGAUCUUCUUCCUUCUCUGCAAAGCCAUCGAAAGCCGCUCUUUUGGGCUCUCAGCCACGUAGCAGUCAUGCACGCAAACAAAGGGAAAGGUUACACAAACAAACAGCGGUCGCUUUGAUGGCUAUGCUGGAUGAUUUGGAUGUUUUGAUUGAUGGUUUAGAAACUGGAAAAGCACUGUCAUUUGAUCGAUCUGAACGUAAUUUUGGUGCACAACAAGCUAUGGUUUUGCGUGAUCAAAAAGCAUGGACAAGUAGAUCGGAUACCGAAUGGCAAUUUUUCAAAUUGGUCGAUAAUGGUUCUUCUUUUGCUGCUUUAGCGGCUCAAUUUGCUGCUGGUUAUGGUCAGUAAAGAACAGUGAUUUGCUCGUCGUGUCUUUAUUCUUUGUAGAUCUUUAUUUCAUAUUACGCUCUUUUGUGAUUUGUUGUUGUAUAUACCAUUAGCAUAUGCUCACAUGUC
Molecule: messenger RNA, 5761 nt
Organism: Meira miltonrushii
Lineage: Eukaryota; Fungi; Basidiomycota; Exobasidiomycetes; Exobasidiales; Brachybasidiaceae
Exons: 2
Coding region: 218-5653 (1811 amino acids)
Molecular function (GO): guanyl-nucleotide exchange factor activity
Source: RefSeq, a predicted model, not a curated record